Messenger RNA from Cherax quadricarinatus, 1897 nucleotides. NCBI's taxonomy places the organism in Eukaryota, Metazoa, Arthropoda, Malacostraca, Decapoda, Parastacidae. The record is from RefSeq and is a predicted model, not a curated record.
AUGGCUGGCCGGGUCGCCAAGUUUUUGAUCAGUGGUGCACGAUUGGCUGGGGUUCGACACUACAGCAGUGAUGCACGCACUGUCACCUUAAUACCUGGAGAUGGCAUUGGACCAGAAAUCUCGGCAGCUGUACAAAAAAUUUUCUCUGCUGCUCGGGUUCCAAUUGUCUGGGAAGAAGUUGAUGUAACACCAGUGAAGGGCCCUGAUGGCAAGUUUGGGAUACCUCCAGCCAUUGAUUCAGUUAAUCGAAAUGGAAUUGGGUUGAAAGGCCCUUUAAUGACUCCAGUUGGCAAGGGUCAUCGCUCCCUGAAUUUGGCUAUUCGUAAAGAAUUUAAUCUUUAUGCUAAUGUACGUCCAUGCCGGAGCAUGGAGGGAUAUGAGACACUCUGAGAUGUGGAUGUGGUGACCAUCCGUGAAAAUACUGAAGGAGAAUACUCAGGUAUUGAGCAUGAAAUUGUAGAUGGUGUAGUGCAAAGUAUCAAGUUGAUCACAGAACCAGCUUCUCGUCGUGUAGCAGAGUAUGCCUUUCAGUAUGCCCGUAAUAAUGGAAGGUCUAAAGUAACAGCAGUCCAUAAAGCAAACAUUAUGCGAAUGUCAGAUGGACUUUUCCUGCGUUGUUGCCGGGAAGCUGCAGAGAGAAACCCUGACAUCAAGUUCGAAGAAAAGUAUUUGGAUACAGUAUGCCUAAAUAUGGUACAAGAUCCAUCAAAGUAUGAUGUGUUGGUUAUGCCUAAUUUGUAUGGGGAUAUUCUUUCUGACCUUUGUGCUGGAUUAGUAGGUGGCUUAGGUCUAACACCAUCUGGAAAUAUCGGUGAGGGUGGUGCGGUCUUUGAGUCGGUUCAUGGCACAGCACCUGAUAUUGCAGGUCAGGACAAAGCAAAUCCAACAGCGCUUUUGUUAUCUGCAGUAAUGAUGCUUCGGUUUAUGAACUUGUAUAAUCAUGCUACAAUUAUUGAACAAGCUUGUUUUGAAACCAUCAAAGAAGGUAAUUUUCGAACCGGUGAUCUAGGGGGCAAAGCAAAGUGUUCAGAAUUUACAGAUGAAAUUUGUCGUAAGAUUCAGGAAAGGAAUGGGUAAGGCUUUUAUUUUGCAUUAAUAGACUUGCAUGCAAUAUUACAAAUUAAGAUAGACAACUAGCACAAAAAUUUAGACUACCUAAUAAAAACCCAGUUAUAAUGUUCUGAAUUUAGUGAAUACUAUAUAACAAUGUGUGGUGUAAACUUUUAAUUGUAUACACUCCCAUUAUCUUAUAGAUUAAGUUGGCUCGUGAAACCAGUCAGUGAUCUCAUCAAGGAGUGCAUAAAACUGACUUUGUUAAAUUUGUAUAUUUUUGUGUUUUGAAAUUUGUUAUACAUAUAUAGGGUGUUUAACCUUUAAACUGUCCAAACGUAGAUCUACGUUCACGUGCGUAGUCCUCUGACCUUUAUUUUCUCUAUUUGAAAGCAUGUAAAAAAAACAUAGAUCUAUGUUCGGAGCGCUACGCACGUCAGCGUAGAUCUAUGUUUGGACAGUUUAAGGGUUAAAAAAGAAGUAACCCAUUUGCUACUAUAUUUAAUAAACUGCUGGAAAUGAUUACCAUUUCACUUUACAUAAAUGAACUCAACAAAUGGCCACAAUCCUUUCUUCAGUAAGAAUUUCCAAGAAGUAAUGGGUUGAAUUUGGGAUACUGUAUAUACGUAUAUAUACAUUUUUAUAGGAUGAUACUUGCUAUUAUUAGUCUAAGCCUAUCAAAAUACCUCACUUUGCUGUGGGCACAGGUCAGGAGAUAAAUACUGAUAAUGCAAGUUCUAAUUGAUGCAUGUUUGUAAACGUGGCUGCAUAAGAAUUGUUAAUGUAUAUACCUGUACUUUUAAAUUAUGUGUAUCACAUGUACAGAAAUAAAGCAAAAAAUAAAAAG